This is a messenger RNA of Erigeron canadensis, 798 nucleotides long. Its product is annotated as peptidyl-prolyl cis-trans isomerase CYP18-1. The record is from RefSeq and is a predicted model, not a curated record. Gene Ontology annotation, molecular function: peptidyl-prolyl cis-trans isomerase activity. Gene Ontology annotation, cellular component: catalytic step 2 spliceosome. Gene Ontology annotation, biological process: protein peptidyl-prolyl isomerization; protein folding. NCBI's taxonomy places the organism in Eukaryota, Viridiplantae, Streptophyta, Magnoliopsida, Asterales, Asteraceae. The transcript is spliced from 5 exons. Bases 119 to 601 code for a protein of 160 amino acids.
GUCCAAAAUAUUUAUACAAUUAUAUACGUAUCAGAUUUUGGAUAGAGAAGAAAACCCCCAAGAGCCAGAAAUCCAAAACCCUCACGUUUUUACUUGACUAUUUGAAGCCGUAGUUAAGAUGUCAGUUACGCUGCACACCAAUCUAGGCGAUAUCAAGUGCGAAAUCUCCUGUGAUGAAGUACCUAAAGCAUCUGAGAAUUUUCUUGCAUUAUGUGCAAGUGGAUACUAUGAUGGGACUAUUUUCCACAGAAACAUAAAGGGGUUUAUGAUCCAAGGUGGGGAUCCUACAGGGACCGGCAAAGGCGGGACAAGUAUUUGGGGCAAAAAGUUCAACGAUGAGAUACGCGAGUCUCUCAAGCACAAUGCCAGAGGUGUGCUCUCAAUGGCUAAUAGUGGGGCCAACACAAAUGGGAGCCAGUUUUUCAUCACUUAUGCUAAACAACCACAUCUCAAUGGAUUAUAUACUAUCUUUGGCAAAGUGAUUCAUGGGUUUGAAGUUCUUGAUCUCAUGGAAAAGACUCCAACAGGAUCUGGGGACCGGCCGCUGGCAGAAAUCAGGAUUAAUCGUAUAACAAUUCAUGCUAACCCACUUGCUGGCUAAUCUUUGGAUAGAUGCAUGUGAUCUCUUUACCUUUGCACGUUCACAAUUAUGGUCCAGAAAUUGGCAUGUAUGUAUUGGUAGAGAUCCAUCACCAUCUACGACUUGAACAAAAUUAUGUAUUUAAGUAGUUGAUGUUUACUUGCUACUCAUACUUUUAGAAUCUGGGAUAUGAUUACUUUCAUCUCAUUUUAUGCGUA